GUGGAGCGCCGGUGUGUGAACGACCUGUCGAAAGACUAAAUGUUGUAUUUACCUAUUUUGACUACCUGUUUCUUUUAUGUUUCGACACUAUUUCGAUUUUAUCUCUUUUUCGAAUCGUUCCACCAUUAAAGGGAAAUAAACAUUGGUGAAAGAUUUAAGCAACAACUGAGAAAAAUCACGUCAAGGGGGUCGCAUCACGUACUGUCCUAUCUCGAAUCGUGAUAAGUAAGUUACGGGUAUUAUGUUUUUGAAAGUGUGUAAAAAUUGUACCUAAGAAUGGACCACUUGUUGAAGGGCGAUGUUUGCGAAAAAGAAAAAGAAACCACAAAUAUCUACCCCAACAAAUUUUGAACAUCGUGUGCAUACAGGGUUUGACAAACGUGAAGGGAAAUUCAUUGGACUUCCUUUACAAUGGGCUUCUAUUGUUGGGAAUAAUCAAAUUUUAAAGUCUACAAAUAGACCGCUGCCUCUAGUAGAUCCGAGUGAAAUUACACCUACAGAAAUCCUAGAUUUAAAAACAAUUGUUCGUGGUCAUAAUGACCCGAAGGCAAGGACAUCAAAUGCAGAAAAAAAUACUGAAAAUGGCUUGCCUAAGACUAGUACUGUUGCUAGAUCUAAUUCACUUCGUUCUUCAAGUCCUCCAAGACUUAGAAGAGAUUAUAGGCAUAAUAGUAAUUUGCCACCCUCAGUGCCAGAAGGUCAAGAAGUACCGCCUAAUGCUAAUCAAGUACAGGGAUAUGUCAGCUAUGGAAAGCAACACAAUUAUCUUGAUAAAUUGAGACAACAAAAUUCCUUUAACGUUACAGGCAACAUGAAUCCUAGUGUACAGAACAUGAUCCCAAAUUUGCAAAAUCUCAAUCCAAAUAUGCAAUCUUCUCCUAAUUUAACACACGCUGGCUCAAAUCCUCCAAAUUUGUCUUUAAAUUUUCAAAAUUUGAGUCCUAUUUCGACUCCUCAAUGUCCCACCCAAAGUCCAAGCACUCCCCAGCUUACAGAAUCUGAAUUCCAUAGGCUAAAUACUCAAAUAAAUGCUGCUUCCGGCCAAUACAAUGGGAAUGUUCAGAUUUCAAACGUGGAGUCAUCGUCCAGGGACCAGCAAUUAAAUCAAAAUACUCAUUUGCAUAAACUGCAGCCGAAAAUUUCACCUGUGGGUUCUAUUGCUUCACAGCGACCACUAAGUCAAUUAAGUACGCAUAACGUCAAUAAAUAUUCGCAAGCGUACAGUACACCGGAAAAUCCGUCCAUCUUGCAAUCUCAUAUGAAAAAGCCGAUUGAGACGUCUCAAUCGAUGCAUAAUCUAUCAAAGUCCAGUUUACCGUCCUCUGGAAACAACGCGACCCCGGACCAAAAUCAGAAUAUGAAGAGCGCUCUGUCUUCGGGAAAUUUAACGGUCGGUUCAGGCUCGGGUUCAAGUACGUCCAAUAAGCAAACAGCGGAACAAAGACUCACCCAUGAACAAUUCCGAGCGGCUUUACAGAUGGUCGUGAGUCGAGGUGAUCCAAGAGAAAAUUUAGAAAAUUUCCUUAAAAUCGGCGAAGGAAGUACAGGAACGGUAUGUAUAGCGACCGAAAAGAAUACGAAUCGACAAGUGGCUGUAAAGAAAAUGGAUCUAAGGAAACAACAGAGACGCGAAUUACUGUUCAACGAAGUUGUAAUUAUGAGAGAUUAUCACCAUCCGAACAUUGUCGAAAUGUACGAUAGUUUUUUGGUAGACGAUGAACUAUGGGUCGUAAUGGAAUAUCUUGAAGGUGGAGCGCUCACAGAUAUCGUUACGCAUUCCCGAAUGGAUGAAAGUCAGAUCGCUACAGUGUGUUCUCAAUGUUUGAAGCCACUUGCCUAUUUACAUUCCCAGGGUGUUAUUCACAGAGACAUCAAAUCCGAUUCUAUACUAUUGACAGCCGACGGUAGAGUCAAGUUGUCCGACUUUGGUUUUUGCGCUCAAGUAUCUCAAGAGUUACCACGGCGAAAAUCUCUCGUCGGAACGCCGUACUGGAUGAGUCCUGAAGUUAUAUCAAGGUUACCGUAUGGUCCCGAGGUAGAUAUUUGGUCAUUAGGAAUAAUGAUCAUUGAGAUGGUCGAUGGAGAGCCACCGUUCUUCAAUGAGCCUCCCUUGCAAGCUAUGAGACGUAUCAGAGAUAUGCCCCCACCAAAACUGAAGAAUUCUCAUAAAGUCAGCCCACGACUUCAAGGUUUUCUAGAGAGAAUGCUUGUUCGAGAUCCGGCGCAAAGAGCCACGGCGACCGAAUUAUUGCAACAUCCGUUUCUCAGGCAGGCACAGAGUCCAAGUAUUCUAAUUCCAUUAAUGAGGGGUUCUAGACAUACGAAUUGUUGACAAGGCAAUGAAAAAGCAAACGAGUUCGGUAAUUAAUUCAUCAACACCGACGCUGAUUACGAGAAUAAUUGUGUCCACGAUUGUUUUUCUUUUAGUUUGUUGUUACAUUUUAAGAUAUGUAGAGCUUAGAGACGUUCAAAUGGCCUUUGAUUGUUAAACGUGUACUUACAUUCCAUUGUGGCCUUAAUAUAGAAGCGUUACGUUAUAGAUCUGUCUAUAUUAUCUGCGGUAUAGGCAUUAGUAUUGUAGAACAUAUUUUUUAUAUCGAAUUAUUUAUCGAAUCAUAGUACACACUCAAGUGCCUUUGCUAAGCAGCGUCGUUUUUUCGUGCGCUUUUCUCUUUUUGUGUUUUAUUUCGAUACCUACUUUAUUACUCAUUAACCGUGGAACAUUUUGUGUGAGAUGAUAAACAGAAAUCUCCCACUGUUGAUCUGGAUGCCGGCAAGAGAUGCGAUUAAUCGACCGAAUAAAAACUACUUUUGUAAAUGUUGUUACUAUGCGUGUUAUUAUGCAUGUACUUAAGGUUUUAAUCGAAUAGUCAUAUUUAAUCGGAAAGUAUUAAUAAGGUGAAAGCGACAGUGGCCACCUUAAGAAAGAAAUCAGUGUUUUAAUUGAUAUUCGUCUUCUGUAUUUAAGAAAAAAAGAACGGUAAUCAUACCUAACUUAUUCAUUGCGCGUUGAUAUCUAAUUACAAAAAAAUUCAAUGAAUUAUAACAUCUUUAAACAAUAAUUGCCUAAAUGGAUAAGAAUGAUAAACGGAUCAGGCUUAUAAUGCAAUGCUGAUUCAAACAAUAUUUAACUGAUAAAACCGACGUAUGUUGUUAAUCUAUCAUGAAAAAAGUAUUCUAAGUUCACAAGUUCAUAAACAAAUCGUUCACGUUUGAAUAUAUACAUACAUAUUCCAUGUGGACGGAACACGAGAUAAUAAUCUUGAGAUGAUAAGUCGUAAUGCCAUUUAUCCUGAUCGAACGAAAGGUCAAAAUACAAUAUGGAUAAAAGCCACCGACCGACCAGACGAUUUAAAAUCGAGUAAGCGACUAAGAUAUAUAUAUAUUAUAUAUAACAAUAGUAUAUUUACAGGAUGUGUAGAUAUUACCAAAUGUUAUGGCGUAGAUGAAAUGUGUAUACAAAUGGCUCAUUGUAUUUCGAACUGUGGACUCGCUUCGCACACAUUCAUGAAGAUUGUAACAUGUAACACGUUCUCUCUUUCUAUCUUUACAGUUUUCUAUGCGUCGCUGCGUCGCUGAAGGAUGUAUGUAGUUACGUAUUUUCUAUGUAUGGAUGCGAAGCUGGUCCAGAAACCACUUGAGUCAUCUGUACGUACAUACGCAAGAACAAUCGUUGUAGAAUAUUAAUUUACCUGCCAUUUAUGACGAAAAUCAUAUGAAACGAUUUGUUGUACUUUUAUUGUAUUCGCCACCAGAAGUAACAUUAUCAGUGGCUUGUGCUAUGUAGUCGAAAUCAUGUAUCACAUGCAUACGAUAAAACGUCGAUUAUUGAUUAUUGAUGAUCUGUCUACCAGAAUGGAAUUUGAACAUUAAGCGAUCAAGCAAGAAAAUAAAUUUGUUCAGAUGAA
Ceratina calcarata is the source of this 3908-nucleotide messenger RNA. RefSeq names its product serine/threonine-protein kinase PAK mbt (gene mbt). The record is from RefSeq and is a predicted model, not a curated record. The coding region runs from base 299 to 2332 and encodes 677 amino acids. Gene Ontology annotation, molecular function: protein serine/threonine kinase activity; ATP binding. Lineage: Eukaryota; Metazoa; Arthropoda; Insecta; Hymenoptera; Apidae. The transcript is spliced from 8 exons. Gene Ontology annotation, biological process: protein phosphorylation.